AUGGAUCAAUAUGUGGAAGAGCUAAUUAAAAACUCAACUAAGACAAUUAAAUUUGCACCUGGUGACAAGACGUUCAAGCCAUGUUACAUAAUCACAUCGCAUCAGAGACUUCUAUAUGCAGUCAUGGUGAAAAAUGAAAACUACGAACUAAACCCAGAUCUAUAUUCACGAAUAAAAAGAAAAGAGCAAAACAUAAUGUUAAAAGUGUCAUUUGUAACAAAGGAAUCAUAUGACUGCAAGGAAGUUAUGCCAUGUGAUACGUCACUACUGGAGAGCAAUACUGGUGAUACAAAAGAGAAGGUUGAGAUGCCAGUCCAAUAA
This is a messenger RNA of Acaulospora morrowiae, 321 nucleotides long. Lineage: Eukaryota; Fungi; Glomeromycota; Glomeromycetes; Diversisporales; Acaulosporaceae. The record is from the annotation of a GenBank genome assembly.